Messenger RNA from Scedosporium apiospermum, 696 nucleotides. RefSeq lists its product as uncharacterized. The record is from RefSeq and is a predicted model, not a curated record. NCBI's taxonomy places the organism in Eukaryota, Fungi, Ascomycota, Sordariomycetes, Microascales, Microascaceae. The transcript has 2 exons. Bases 1 to 696 code for a protein of 231 amino acids. Gene Ontology annotation, cellular component: nucleus. Gene Ontology annotation, molecular function: transcription coactivator activity; chromatin DNA binding. Gene Ontology annotation, biological process: positive regulation of DNA-templated transcription.
AUGACGGACCAGUAUCUCCAGGAGCAGCAUACAUAUGCUAUUGCCCGAAAUGCCCAUUCAGAUGUUGCGGCCGUGAACCCCGAACCUGAUGAGAGGACCAGUUGGGUGAUGUUAUCGCGAACUGGGGAGAUUGUCAGACUGCCCCAUGAGCACAUACUGCAUACUACGGGCUCCAGGAUAAUCUAUUUACCUUCCAAGCCUACGGAAGAAUUCAAGUCCUUUGCCGCACCAAUACUGAACUUUGAGGAUUCCCACAUCUCAUCGCCGUGGUUUGGAUCCUGGUAUUGGUUCGCCGUCGUCACGCCGGUUUCUCAAGGGGGCAUCCCGCCGGACAUUGUGCGGGUUGAGGUAAAGUUAACGUUCAAGGACGGUGGGCACAAUGAGUUCAGGGACAAAUUUGAAGAGCUGAAGGAGAGGCUUCAUCACGUCAGGGACAUCGAGAGGGAAACGGGCCAGAGCAUCAGAAUACCUGACGAGCCCCUGCCAGCGUACGAGGCACCACUCAACGCACCCAGUUCCUCUACGAGUCGCCUUGCCGCCCCGCAACCCGUCCCAGCCCGAUCCGAUAGCUCUGCGAGUAGAGGCCGUGCGCCGGAUGAGCCACCGCCGGGUUAUGAGGAAGCUCAAGCGCAAACCAUCAGUAUGAGACUCGAAGAUCACAUUCGGGACGCUGUGGAGAGAGGUAGUGAUGACUAG